Messenger RNA from Actinia tenebrosa (Australian red waratah sea anemone), 2295 nucleotides. RefSeq names its product DNA-directed RNA polymerase III subunit RPC5. Gene Ontology annotation, biological process: tRNA transcription by RNA polymerase III. Lineage: Eukaryota; Metazoa; Cnidaria; Anthozoa; Actiniaria; Actiniidae. Gene Ontology annotation, cellular component: RNA polymerase III complex; nucleus. The record is from RefSeq and is a predicted model, not a curated record.
AUGGCAGAUGAAGAGGRCGAAGAUCCAGUAGUUGCUGAGGUGGACGUCUUCUUAGCCAAGUCUUUAGCUGAAAAUUUGUAUAUUUUUCAAUAUCCUGUAAGACCUGCAGAACUUUCGUAUGAUAAUGUUCCUCAUGUUGGAGCACGGAUCAAACCAAGACAACAAAAGGUAGAAAUAGAACUUGCAAUUAAUACAGCAAGCAGAAAUUACUAUCAACCAAGAGGAGAACAGAUUGCAAUAGACGUUAAUGGAAGGGUCCCAGCUGAUAGUGAAAGAUACUAUGAAAGUGAAAGAAUGGACAAGCAAGUACUAGUGUCAUCAAGAGCAUCUGCUGAGGCAACUAGAUAUGCUGCAGGAGUACUCAGAGAAGGUGAAUUACACAUCACACCUUUGCAAGGGGUACUACAACUKAGACCUAACUUUGAAUACAUGAACAAAGCUGAGACAAAUGUAACACAAGCAGCCUCAACUCAGGAUGAAGAUUCCCAGGAUGAAGAAGAGGAGCCAGCCAAGGCUUUAACAUUAAGAUUUGCCAGACCAGAGUCAGACAAAGCUAAAGCACAGCGUUUAUCUUCAUAUAAAUACCUAGAACAGAAAGAAGCCGAAGAGGAAUGGAAAAAUCUACAGUAUUAUCAGCCACAACAUUCAAUGGCAAGUUUGGACAGAGAAAAACUUUUCUGUGCUGAUUGUAAUGUUGAGGCUCCAGAAAUAACUCUUUCUUCUAAAGAAUAUUUAAAAUCUUUGAUGCCUUCAUCAACAAAACAAGAAAGUACAUUACCAUCCAAGAUGCCAAGGAAUGUUCUUUCCAUGACCCAGCUUAGAACCAUGGAUUUACCAGACCAGGUCAAAGCUCUUCUAAGAAAUGCAAAAGUCAUGAGUUUCUCUCAGCUGUGUACAUUAUUAUCUCCUGUUGGCAAGGAAGCUGCUGUGUUAAAAUGUGUACAGCAGUUCGGGGUCCUUGUUCAGGGCUGCUGGCUAGUAAAAAGUGAGAUUUUAUAUCCAGAGAAAAGUGUUAGUCCUAAUAGUGGUAUUCCUUCAGAAAUACUAUGUAGAGGCAGAGAUUACAUUAUGUGGAGAUUUACACACAGUCGAGUUGUGGUUAGAAAAGAUAUAGCAACAGUUACAAAACUUCCUAAUGAUGACAUAAAAGAAAUCUUAGAACAAAUGGCACGAAUGAGAGUAGCACAAGGAUGGGAGUUUAUUCUCCCUUGUGAUACAGAAUUUAUACAUAAGCACCCAGACGUUGUAAAACAGCAAAAUAUUUUUUGGGAAAACAAAAAAGAGCUGCUGGCUUCUCAGCUCAACCUAAAUAAAAUACAUGAAAAGGAUCAUAAAAAAUCUACAGGUUCAGAUUCUUCUCAUGGACCUGAAAUCAAGAAAACUUCUAAAAAUCCCAAAACCACAGCCAAUCACGUUGUCAAAGAGGAAACAACCUCAGAUAUGAAUGGAAAUGCUACUGAAAUAACCAGAAGUGUUUCUCCAAUGGAGGUUGAUUGUAAAGAGGUAAAUUUAGACGAGCAGAUGGAUGGAUUGUCAACCAGUGCGCCGCUGUCAGAAGACAGCGAAUUCUUCGAGGAAGCCUUUAAGAAAUUACAGGAUUUCGUUUGUGAAAAACUUCAUACAACGGUGCUGAGUUUUAAAGAAUUUAAAAGGCUUUUGUUACUAAGACAGACAGCUUGUGAGCCAGGCGAUGUGUUGUGUUCAGGAGUAUCAGAUGCGCUUCUCGAAGAUGUUAUAUCUUCGACAGGCGCACAAGAAAUUCAAAUAAAGUGGCCUACGUCUUCUCUAAAUAAAGACAUUCAAUCAAGAAGAUUCUUUGCUUUCAGGAAAGUAGGCGAUAAUUCUAUGGAUAAGUUCAGAGAGAUUUUGCUCGAUAUGUUUGCAUCUCAUCAUAGCAUUAAAAAAGCAGAUUUCCAAGCCAGAACUUAAGAAAUAACAAAGACAGAACCAACUAAAAAGGUGUGGGCUACGUUACAACAGGAUCUGCUCGAGAAAGGAAAGCAUCCCACAUAUUAUCUUCGAGGUACUUCAGCGGUGUUGUCAUGACAAURGACUUUGAAUGACAGGUACCGUCAUUUAUGAUCUCCAAGAUUUCUUGGAUGUUAAGCGCCRCGAAAAGCAGAUUCAGAUCGGCAUAAACACCAAGGAACGAUUGCGUGUUCGUCGUGCAGUCGAGGUUAGGGUUGAAAAGGAAAGAAAGACUGGAACAUUGAAAUAGAGGCUGCUUCCUUCUUUACUUCAUUUUCCUUUCCUUUUCUCUUUUUCUCAAUCUCUCUCUUUCUUUCUCCCUUCCUU